AUGCCCUGCCAAUGUAAACAAAAAUAAAGAAGAUAAAGAAUGAUCGGCAACUAAUAAAGGCCUUCGUAAAUGUAUAAUAAUAUUAUUAUCAAGACAAACUUCAGGUAUGCAGUUUGAGAUGAUUGAAGAGGUAGUAAUGGAGUUAUGCUUUAAUAUUAAUAUUAGAAAAUGUAUAUUGCCAAAUAAAAAGGACUAUUUGGUUAAAUAAAAGAAACAGAAUGAAUGUUGA
This is a messenger RNA of Paramecium sonneborni, 229 nucleotides long. The record is from the annotation of a GenBank genome assembly. Lineage: Eukaryota; Ciliophora; Oligohymenophorea; Peniculida; Parameciidae.